AUGCCUCAACUACGAUGGCUCGUCACUGGAUGCUCGUCCGGACUCGGCGAGACCUUUGUUCGCAGCAUACUCGCGCGGGGUGACAAAGUCGUUGCAACUGCGCGCGGAGAUCCAGAGCGACUGUCUUCUUUGAAAGAAGCCGGGGCUGAGACUGUCAGCCUAGAUGUCACAGCUACCCCAGCGUCUAUCCAGGCCACCGUUGCAGAUAUUCUGGAAAGUGGCCCAAUCGAUGUACUCGUGAAUAACGCUGGCUACAUUGAAGCUGGGCUCGCCGAGGAAGCUAGCUACGACAGCCAUGUUGCCCAGUUCGAGACGAACUUCUUCGGUGUCCUCAAGGUCACCCAGGCAGUGCUUCCACACUUUCGCGAAAAGAAGUCCGGAACCAUCGUGUUCGUUAGCUCUUCCGGUGGUAUCGGCGGAGAGCCAGGUGCUGGCCCGUAUUGCGGGAGUAAAUUCGCUCUUGAGGGCUGGUACGACUGUCUGAAGCAAGAGACAGCGCACUUGGGCAUCAAGAACAUCAUCUUCGAGCUUGGCUUCUUCCGCACCAACAUCAUGCAUCCAGACAAUGUCAAACUCCGUUCCAAUCCCAUUGCAGACUACGAUGACAUUCGCAAUGGAGUUGCGCAGUUUGUUCAGAGCAUGAACGGCAACCAGCCCGGAGAUCCCAAGAAAGCUGUAGAGAUCAUUCUCGAUGUUGUUAGGGAAGAGGGUGUGGCCGAGGGCAAACCUCUUCCUGAACGCUUGCCAUUGGGUCCGGACUGCUUGGCUACGAUGAGAAAGAAGGCCGUUGGCAAUCUUGCGAUCUGCAAUGAAUGGGAAGAUGUUAUCCGCAGCACCAACAUUGAUUAG
Molecule: messenger RNA, 849 nt
Organism: Alternaria atra
Lineage: Eukaryota; Fungi; Ascomycota; Dothideomycetes; Pleosporales; Pleosporaceae
Exons: 3
Coding region: 1-849 (282 amino acids)
Source: RefSeq, a predicted model, not a curated record